CCCUGGGGCGCAGGGCGCGGCCCCCCCCGCUCCGCGCCUCCCCCGCGUGAUCCAGAGCUCUGGAAUUGGGCGGAGGGGACGCGGGCGCGGCUCCGGCACCGGCACCCACCGGGGACCCGGCACCGACCCGCAGGUAUCGCGAUGGCGAGCGAGCGGCUGCAGAGCGCUCAGGACCUGCUGGACCUCACCUUCCAGUCCCUGGCCAUGCAGCACAUGGACCUGAAGCAAGUGGAGCUGGACACGGCGGUGGCGAAGGUGGACGAGCUGUCGCGACAGCUCGAGUCGCUCUGGACCGACGGGCCCGGCCCCCCCCCCAGGGACAUUCCCGGCCGGAGCCGCUCCCCCCUGGCCCGCAGGAGCCUGGAGACCCCCGAGGGGCCGGGGGACGCACUGGGUCCCCCCGGCUCUCCCCGGGCCCCCCAUUACCUGCCGGGGGAGGAUCGGGCCCCUUCCCCCCGGCCCAAGGUGCUGGCAGUGCCCGGGGGGGGCCGAGCCCCGUCCCCGCGGCCCCCCCAUCGCCCCUAUGAGCUGCUGGGACUGGGGGGGGGGCCCCGACCCCCCGCGCCCCCCCCAUAUGAGAUGCACGGGCUGUACCCCUCCAUCGGCGGCUCCCCCGCGGCCUUCCGUGCUCAGGAUGACACCGUGCUCAAGCGGCGCCCACAGAAGGGUUGGAACGAGUCCGACCUGGAUGUGGUCUAUGAGAAGAAACCCCCCAGCGGGGGGGGGUUCGACCGUCCCUCCCCAUCGCUGGGGCUGAUGCUGUCACCAUGGAGGGAGUCGAGCCUGGACGGGGCCGGGGGGGGCCAGGGCAAGGACGCCGCCUAUGGCGGGCACAGCGCCACCCUGCCCCGUAACUACAAGCUGUCGCCGGGGGAGCGGCGGGGACCGGAGGGGCCGUUCCGGCGGUCGGGACACGGGACCCUGCCGCGGGGGUGGCCCGUGUCCCGCAUCCCGGUGCCCCCCCCCGCGCCGCGCUCCCCCCGCCACAAGCCGCUGCCGCUUUCCAUGAUCUUCAAGCUCCAAAACGCCUUUUGGGAGCAGGGGGGGGGGAGGCCCCCGGGGGCUGCCUCUGGGACCCCCCCCCGGGGCGCGGCCACCCCAAAAGCAGCCCCAGGGCCCUGCGCUGCCCCCCGGCGCCCCCGCCAUGGCCGCGGGGGAAGCCGCGGCCCGGCCGGUGCCCCCGGACGCGGCGCUGCCCGAGGCGGAGCCGGAGCUGGAGCGGCUGCUGUCGGGGGCCGAGCCGAGGGGCUGCAGCGGCCGCUGAGCCCGACGCGGCUGCAGCCGCUGCUGCCGCCCGAGGCGCAGCGGGACCCCGAGUUCCAGGCCGUGGCGCGGUCCCUGGCGGAGAUGCCGCGGCCGCUCAAGCGCCGCGGGUCGAUGGAGCAGAGCCCGGGGCCGCCCCCCCGCGCCCGCCAGUACCAGCAGCUCAUCACCCGCCUCCUGCACCACCCGCCCCCCGCGCCCGGGGACCCCGACCUGCCCCCCCCGCCGGCGGCGGCCGACACCGAGGGGCGGCAGAGCCCCCCCGCCGAGCCCCCCCCCGCCAGCCCCGCACCCGCCCCGGAGCUGCGCUCGGCGCUGCGGGACCCGGCGUCCCCCCGCAAGCGCCCCGGGGCGCGGGUGCGGCUCAACCCGCUGGUGCUGCUGCUGGACGCGGCGCUCACCGGAGAACUCGAUGUGGUGCAGCAGGCGGUGGCCGAGCUGAACGACCCGAGCCAGCCCAACGACGAGGGCAUCACGGCGCUGCACAACGCCAUCUGCGGCGCCCACUACAGCAUCGUGGAGUUCCUCAUCGCCAGCGGCGCCAACGUCAACUCCCCCGACAGCCACGGCUGGACACCGUUGCACUGCGCGGCCUCGUGCAAUGACACAGGCGUGUGCGUGGCCCUCGUGCGCCACGGGGCUGCCAUCUUCGCCACCACCACCAGCGACGGCAGCCUGGCUGUGGAGAAGUGUGACCCGUACCGGGAGGGCUACAGCGACUGCUACAACUACCUCACCGAGGUGGAGCAGGGCAUGGGGGUGCUCAACAGCGGCGUGGUGUACGCGCUCUGGGAUUACAGCGCGGCGCUCGGGGACGAGCUCUCGUUCCGCGAGGGGGAGCCCGUGACCGUGCUGCGGCGGCAGCGCCCCGGGGACGUGGACUGGUGGUGGGGGUCGCUCUACGGCCACGAGGGCUUCGUGCCCCGCAACUACUUCGGGCUCUUCCCCAGGGUGCGCCCGCAGCGGAAGAAGGUCUGAGCGGGCCCAGAAGAGGCUUCGGGGGCCCCCCCCCCCCCCCCGGCUGCUUGACCCAUGGCCCCCCCCAUUCUGUCCUGGGGGUGCCCCCCCCAGCGGUGACACGUCCCCCCCGGCUGGUGGCAGCGGGUGGCACCUCCUGGUGGUGGCUUCUCGGGGAGUAAAAGCCUUUGGCUGUGGC
Molecule: messenger RNA, 2419 nt
Organism: Strigops habroptila (Kakapo)
Lineage: Eukaryota; Metazoa; Chordata; Aves; Psittaciformes; Psittacidae
Gene: PPP1R13L
Product: protein phosphatase 1 regulatory subunit 13 like
Biological process (GO): regulation of transcription by RNA polymerase II; positive regulation of cell differentiation
Molecular function (GO): transcription factor binding
Source: RefSeq, a predicted model, not a curated record